This is a messenger RNA of Dendrobium catenatum, 1008 nucleotides long. RefSeq lists its product as uncharacterized. The transcript has a single exon. NCBI's taxonomy places the organism in Eukaryota, Viridiplantae, Streptophyta, Magnoliopsida, Asparagales, Orchidaceae. The record is from RefSeq and is a predicted model, not a curated record. Gene Ontology annotation, molecular function: nucleic acid binding; zinc ion binding. The annotation marks the transcript as partial.
AUGGUGGGAUCUGCUACACCUGGUGUUCCACCUGUAGUUACACCAGUUACUCCUACCACUCCUGGUAGCAGUACAAAUGUGGAGGCAGGUGAUCCUGUUAGUGCAGAAGUGGAUAAGCAUCUAAAACAUUUCCAGAGUUUGAAACCUCCAUUGUUUAAGGGAGGAGUUGAUGCUAGAAGUGCUGAAGACUGGAUUAUCAGAAUAGAGAAAGUUUUAAAUGGAAUGAGAUGUCCUGAAAAUAGACGUGUAUCUCUAGCAAUCUUUAUGCUAGAAGGUGAAGCAGAAAGGUGGUGGAGGGGACAACAGCUGGAGAAAUUUAGAGGUAAAUCUGAGGAGCAAAUUAUGUGGGAGGAAUUCGAGCAAGUUUUCAGGGAUUGGUAUGUUCCUCCAUCAGCAAGACAAGCAAUGCUAGAGAGUUUUGUAAAUCUAAAGCAAGGAGCAAAAACUGUCAUUCAGUAUGAAGCAGAAUUCACAGCUCUGUCAAGGUAUGCUCCUCAGCUUAUAAGUACUUCUGAGGAAAAGUGUUACAGAUUUUUAAAAGGAUUGAGAGACUCAUUGAGACAACCAUUAAUUCCUCUUCGUAUAAAAGAUUUUGCUGAAUUAGUGGAAAGUGCUAGAUUGCUAGAAAAUGAUAUAGAAGUGAUGAAACAGAAAUGGGAAACUAAAGAUAGAAAGAGACAAUUUGAUCAUAGAGUUGGAUCAUCCAAAAAACAGAAGUUCAAUCAGAAUCAACCACAACAGUCUAUGAGAUUACCUAUACUACCAGUUUGCACAACCUGUGGAAAAUCUCAUCCAGGGAGAUGCCUGAUGAAUUCAGGAAAGUGCUAUUUGUGUGGAGAACCAAGUCAUAUUAAGAGGAACUGUCCAAGGAAUGGUCAAAGAGUCACAGAAAUUAGAAGCAAUCAAAGGACAGAUCAGUACAGAGUUGCGAGACCACAGAUGCAUCAACCUGUUUUGAAGAUUAAAGGAGAAACCUCAAGUGAAGCAGUCAAAUCAGCACCAACUAGA